ACAGCGCGCAAAUCUGCCUCUGAGCCUCUGGGAAAUAUGCAUCCUAACUUAGUGAGCUGGCUGGGGACUCUGGGGUUCCUGCUAUGGGCGCUGCUGUGCCUGGGCGCCCUGACGGAGGGAUACCCGGUGAAACCGGAGAACCCGGGGGAUGAUGCCCCAGCGGAGGAGCUGGCCAAGUACUACUCAGCCCUGAGACACUACAUCAACCUCAUCACAAGACAGAGGUAUGGAAAAAGGUCCAGUCCCGAGAUUCUGGACACACUGGUCUCAGAGCUGUUGUUAAAGGAAAGCACAGACACUCUCCCACAGUCAAGAUAUGACCCAUCAUUGUGGUGAUCAUCGGUGUUGGCUCCACGUCAUAGCUGCCCCGCUGCCACUGACAUUCUGACCUCUGCACAUCUGUCACCACAUACCCUCCUACACCAAACGACCACCCUGCCUCUGCCCCUUUUACCUCUAUGAGCCGCCACGUAUACUCAACCCCUCCUCCUCAACCAUCAGCUACAACUGCUUCAAGUAUGUGCCAUAAAAUUGUAAAUAGUUUAUUCAGAGUUCUCAUCUGUGAAACAUAAAAGUUAAGUGGGGGAGGGCAUGUUGAUUGUAUUGU
Messenger RNA from Plectropomus leopardus (leopard coralgrouper), 607 nucleotides. RefSeq names its product neuropeptide Y (gene npy). The record is from RefSeq and is a predicted model, not a curated record. Gene Ontology annotation, biological process: feeding behavior; neuropeptide signaling pathway. Gene Ontology annotation, cellular component: extracellular region. NCBI's taxonomy places the organism in Eukaryota, Metazoa, Chordata, Actinopteri, Perciformes, Serranidae. Gene Ontology annotation, molecular function: neuropeptide hormone activity; neuropeptide Y receptor binding.